This is a messenger RNA of Neoarthrinium moseri, 564 nucleotides long. RefSeq lists its product as uncharacterized. Bases 1 to 564 code for a protein of 187 amino acids. The record is from RefSeq and is a predicted model, not a curated record. The transcript has a single exon. Lineage: Eukaryota; Fungi; Ascomycota; Sordariomycetes; Amphisphaeriales; Apiosporaceae.
AUGGAAGUGGGCAGCGAUCCGUCGCCGUCGCCGGGGGGCCGCCUCUGCGGUGGUGGCAUAGGGGACGACGACCGCCUGGGCGAAAGGUGGGAUGUGCCUGUGGCGCACCACAUCCUUUUCUUUGGAGGGGUUUGGCAGAGAGGGGCCCUGUGGCGCUCUGCUCGCACCCAGGCGAGUCGGCAAGGCAGGCCGCCCGAGGCAAGCGACGCGAUUGGGCGCGUGCUGGGUGGUAAGCUACCCGUCACCCACGGUUGGUGCCAGUGGGUGGGUGGUGCCAGUGGUUGGUGCCGGUGGGUGGUGCCCGCCGCAGGGGGGGCGUCAGGCGUCCAAGCUCUCCCGCGCUGGUUUCCAGCCAGCCAGUUGGCGCUGGCACCAAUUUUCAAUCCCAGGUCCCUACGCUACGCCUCAGCCUCGCCUGCAACCGCCUGCUGCUUUCUGUCGGUCUAUCAUCGCAGCCACGCGACGCCCUCACCCGACGACGAGUCCAUCUUCCGAACCCUGCCCUGCGCCAGUCUGACUUCUUCCUUCCGUACACCUGCGGAAGUCUUCCGAGCAGCUCGAUAG